Stereum hirsutum FP-91666 SS1 is the source of this 928-nucleotide messenger RNA. Its product is annotated as exonuclease RNase T and DNA polymerase III. Bases 174 to 836 code for a protein of 220 amino acids. Gene Ontology annotation, biological process: exonucleolytic trimming to generate mature 3'-end of 5.8S rRNA from tricistronic rRNA transcript (SSU-rRNA, 5.8S rRNA, LSU-rRNA). The transcript is spliced from 3 exons. Gene Ontology annotation, molecular function: 3'-5'-RNA exonuclease activity; nucleic acid binding. NCBI's taxonomy places the organism in Eukaryota, Fungi, Basidiomycota, Agaricomycetes, Russulales, Stereaceae. The record is from RefSeq and is a predicted model, not a curated record.
ACUUCCAUCUUGACUCACCUUGAUAGGCCGAUAGGCUGCAUACGCCGAUGGAGACCUUUCGCAUUGGACUGAGGAACAUCACGAGAGCCACUCCUCGGCCGUGCAUUAGAGGGUCCACACGAACAUCCACGCCAAUUUGGUUCACCGCUCGCCUGAAACAUACAGCGGCAUCAAUGGCACAAGCAGCCGAGACCUCCAACACAAAGUUAACCCACUUGGCCAUAUUGGACUUCGAGGCCACCUGCGAACUGCCAUCAGGUUCGAGAGAAGAGAUGGAGAUCAUCGAGUUCCCGACUAUCCUCUACAACCUGAACACGAAACGCGUACAGGCCACCUUCCACGAAUACGUCCGACCAGUCAUCUACCCCCAACUGACGGAUUUUUGCCUCGACCUGACCGGGAUAUCACAGGAAACAGUAGACGCCGCGGACAGAUUCCCUGCCGUUUGGACACGCUAUCUCGCGUUUUUGAAGGCUCAAGGCGUUUGGGAAAAUUCUUCGGCGCUCGCGUUCGUCACCUGCGGAGAUUGGGAUCUCAAGACGAUGCUCCCACAGCAGCUUGGCUUGUCCUUCGCGGAUGAUGCGACGAAGAAGCAUGAAACAGAGCACGUCCUCUUCAAGCGGUGGAUAAACAUAAAGCGGUCUUUCCACAGUGUCUACGGAGGAAAGAGGCGUCCGAGUGGGCUUAUUUCGAUGUUGAAGGCUUUGGCAAUAACGCACCAGGGGCGACACCAUUCGGGGAUUGAUGAUUGCCAGAAUUUGCUUUCUAUUGUCGAGAGAAUGCGAGAAGAUGGUUGGAAGGCCCACGAAGAUCCACAGCUUCUUUUGCAGAUGUGAUUAUUGGCGACAAUGGACAUGUAGAUUACGCAACGGGCAAAGCGAUACGGUUGCCAUUACUUUGUAUACAUAGUCGGACUAUGUCCUUCGAU